This is a messenger RNA of Camelina sativa (false flax), 271 nucleotides long. The record is from RefSeq and is a predicted model, not a curated record. Lineage: Eukaryota; Viridiplantae; Streptophyta; Magnoliopsida; Brassicales; Brassicaceae.
UAUGGAACACAACGUGAGACGAUGGUGGUUGGAGUCAGGAGCAAUCUGUACCAAGGAGGUCGAGCUUGUGGUCGGAGGUACAGGGUUCGAUGCAUUGGCGCUACAUACAACUUCCCUAGGGCUUGCACGGGUCGUACCGUUGACGUGAGGGUAGUUGAUUUCUGCCGGGAGCCUUGCAACGGUGACCUUAAUCUCUCUCGUGAUGCUUUCCGGGUUAUCGCUAAUACUGAUGCCGGUAACAUCCGCGUCGAGUACACACCGUAAGUUUUCA